Molecule: messenger RNA, 1334 nt
Organism: Centropristis striata (black sea bass)
Lineage: Eukaryota; Metazoa; Chordata; Actinopteri; Perciformes; Serranidae
Gene: c1ql3a
Product: complement component 1, q subcomponent-like 3a
Exons: 2
Coding region: 194-964 (256 amino acids)
Molecular function (GO): protein binding
Source: RefSeq, a predicted model, not a curated record
UCUGCUUAAAAAAAAAAAAAGUUAAUUAAACAUUACCAACAAAGUGUAGCUCCGCUGCACUUUUUUUUUCUUUAAAGGGUUUCAUCUCCGACCAGCAAAAUUUCACCCAAAAGCAGACAACAGGAGCGUCCUGCGCUGACGCGGCUGGUCGGCAGGAAGCGGCUGGUUGCGGCGGGGAGUCCUCGGGGUCGUUAUGGUUCUGGUUCUGGUCAUCCUCAUCCCAGUUCUGGUCAACUCGGCGGGCACGGCGGCGCACUACGAGAUGCUGGGUACCUGCAGGAUGGUGUGCGACCCGUACGGCACCAAGUCCCCCACCAGCACCGCGUCGGCGGACCCGGUGCGCGACAACAGCCUGGUGCAGUCUCUACCCACGUUCAUCCAAGGACCGAAAGGGGAGCCGGGUCGCCCGGGGAAGGCGGGUCCGAGGGGACCCCCCGGUGAGCCGGGGCCGCCUGGUCCAGCGGGGCCACCUGGGGAUAAAGGAGAACCGGGCAGACCUGGUUUACCGGGACCUCCCGGUCCCAACGCGGCCGCCGGAGCGAUCAGCGCGGCCACGUACAGCACCGUGCCCAAGAUCGCUUUUUACGCGGGGCUGAAAAAGCAGCACGAGGGCUACGAGGUGCUCAAGUUUGACGACGUGGUGACGAACCUGGGGAACCACUACGACCCCACCACUGGGAAGUUCACUUGCUCCAUCCCAGGGAUUUAUUUCUUCACUUACCACGUCCUGAUGCGCGGAGGGGACGGCACCAGCAUGUGGGCAGACCUCUGCAAGAACAACCAGGUGCGUGCCAGUGCCAUCGCCCAGGACGCAGACCAAAACUAUGACUAUGCCAGUAACAGCGCUGUGCUGCACCUGGAGCCAGGAGACGAGGUCUACAUUAAACUAGACGGAGGCAAAGCUCACGGAGGCAACAACAACAAGUACAGCACCUUCUCUGGAUUCAUCAUCUACGCUGACUAGACAGCAGCACAUCUGUGACCUCAGCUAUUACAGGCCUCUUGGCCCAGUCUCUCUACAAAUCUUCCCUCUACCAAUAAGAUGCUCAGACUUGUAAACAUGUGUGGACAAACCAAUAUAAAUCGGUCUUCAUAACCUGCAUCUAUAAGUUUGUUUUCUACAUUCUGUCAACAUCGAUGUCCUCAGUGCAAGUGACUUUGGACAAUAACGUUAAUGAAAUGGUUGAAUAUUCUCUCUUUUUUACCAUUACGCUGAUGUCUAUGUGUUGAUGUAGUUCUGUCACAGAGUCACAGAGGUAAAGGGCAGAGCGAGGAGUUUGUUUGUGCAUGCAUUGGAGUGUAUGGGCAGAAAUGUAACACCAGUAAGCUGUAGC